This is a messenger RNA of Nannospalax galili (Upper Galilee mountains blind mole rat), 410 nucleotides long. RefSeq names its product secretoglobin family 1A member 1 (gene Scgb1a1). Gene Ontology annotation, cellular component: cytoplasm. The transcript has 3 exons. Gene Ontology annotation, biological process: signal transduction. Lineage: Eukaryota; Metazoa; Chordata; Mammalia; Rodentia; Spalacidae. The coding region runs from base 20 to 310 and encodes 96 amino acids. The record is from RefSeq and is a predicted model, not a curated record.
GAGCCUCCCAGCCUCGGCCAUGAAGCUCGCCCUCACACUCACUCUGGUCAUGCUGGCCCACUGCUGCAGCUCUGCUUCUGCAGAGGUCUGCCCAGGAUUUCUGAAAGUCCUAGAGACCCUCUUCAUGGACUCAAGCGCCAAUUAUAACAAAGCCCUACAGUUUUUCAACCCUGAUCCAGUCUUGCAAGAUGCAGCAAUGCAGUUGAAGAAGCUGGUGGACACACUGUCCCUAGAGACUAAAGGAAACAACUUGAAGCUCGCAGACAAAAUAUUAACAAGUCUACAGUGUAAGCAGGAUUUAGGAAUCUGAAGCUCACUGGAUUUUGAAGCCAAAGAUACUCAACUUUUAAAGCCCUUCCCACUGCCCCGCUCCUCCUCAACCUCCUCUCUCACCACCACCAACCCUGCCU